UCACCCUGGGGUGCACGACGCUGUUGGCAGCUCCGAGGAGCAGCGUGUUCCUCUUUGUGGUCGUCUUCUGAGAAGUGAAGGGGAAGCGUGGGCCAGAACAGGAAGUCCACGUCUCUCUUGAAGCAGCACUCGCUGAGAACCGGAGCCGGAGGAAGAGGCUCCAUGGCCGCGCUCAGAGGCCUUCAGGUGACUUCACUGCUGCUCCGGCUCACAGCAAUAACUGGAGCAACAGUCCUCUCCUCCAUCAUCAGAGCUGGAGAAGAAGUCACUUUGCCUUCUUCCCAUCUGAUAACAGAUCAGCACGGAUGUAAUGGUAGUUCUUGGCUUUACAGUCGUUCAAGAUCAUCAACAGUGGAGCUUUUUAUUCUUGGGAAGAUUAAACACAAUAAUAUUUACGAAGAUAAAUCCAACCGACUGAGAUUGACAGCAAACUGUUCUCUGGUCAUCAGAAAUGUAACGGAUAAAGAUUUUGGUGUUUACAUCCACAGACAGUUUAAUAAAGCAGGAGACCAACAAGGUCUAGAUGUUGAGGUGCUUCUGUCUGUUGUUAACAUGGAGGAACACCUGUCCUCUGAUGACGUCUACCUGACCUGCUCUGUGUUGACCAACGACGACUGUAACCACGAAGCAGAGUGGCUGUACGCGGGCGACGCCCACGGCGUGCAGACAUCCAGGAGCAGCUGCUCGGCCUCCGUGACGUUUCUAGCUCCUCCUCUUCAUCAGAAGAAGCCUCCCGAGUUCCUGAGGUGUCGCGUCACGGACCGACAGAGCGGGCGCUCGCUGCUGUACGGCGUCUGCACCGCGUCCUGGUGUGAGAAAACAGGAGGCACAUCAGAGGGGGAAAACAAGACAUCGUCUGCAAACGGUCCUCCAGCGUGGCUGUGGGUCCUCGUGGCCGUGGGUGUAGCCGCUCUCUUCAUCAUCACUGUGGCCGUCGUCAGGUGGAAGAGAACCAAAGGGAACCGAACGCGGAUGGAGGAAAGCAUUGAGCCGAGCGCAGACCGUGACGCGACUCCGCCCGGUCCAGAAACAGGUCCAGAAACCGGUCCAGAAACAGGUCCAGAAACAGGUCCAGAAACAGGUCCAGAAACCGGUCCAGCCGUGGUGAGCUCACAUGCCGCACUGGUGGAUCCUGAAGAAGGUGUCUCCUACGCCUCCGUCAGCUACACCAAGAAGACCAACAGUGGAGCCCAGGUGAGGGUCAGAGAGGAUGACGAUGACGUGGUGACCUACAGCACAGUGAAGUCUUCUUCCGCGAAGGCCUCGGCCGACCUCGGUGACCUCGGUGACCUCUACGCCGCCGUCAACAAACCGCACAAAUAAGGAGCCGCAUUUCAAUACGCUGAUGAUUCAUAAAGCAUUUCAGAUUUAUUGGUAGUUUAGUAUAGAAUGUUUCUCCAAUGACAAAACACUCGCAGUUCAGCAGCGUCUUGUUGACAUUUCUAGUGUUAUGAUAUUAAAAUGUGUUUUUUAGCAUUUCACUUUUUUUAUUUUUUACAAAUAUUUUUCAGGAUCAUUUUCAGGAUUUA
Messenger RNA from Cyclopterus lumpus (lumpfish), 1529 nucleotides. RefSeq lists its product as uncharacterized. Gene Ontology annotation, molecular function: protein tyrosine kinase binding; MHC class II protein binding. Gene Ontology annotation, biological process: interleukin-15-mediated signaling pathway; T cell activation; positive regulation of ERK1 and ERK2 cascade. The transcript is spliced from 9 exons. NCBI's taxonomy places the organism in Eukaryota, Metazoa, Chordata, Actinopteri, Perciformes, Cyclopteridae. The coding region runs from base 163 to 1323 and encodes 386 amino acids. The record is from RefSeq and is a predicted model, not a curated record. Gene Ontology annotation, cellular component: external side of plasma membrane; membrane raft.